This is a messenger RNA of Kwoniella shivajii, 501 nucleotides long. RefSeq lists its product as uncharacterized. The record is from RefSeq and is a predicted model, not a curated record. The transcript has 2 exons. Bases 1 to 501 code for a protein of 166 amino acids. Lineage: Eukaryota; Fungi; Basidiomycota; Tremellomycetes; Tremellales; Cryptococcaceae.
AUGGCAGCCGUACGAACCAUGUUUUCCGCCGCGAGAGAAGAAGCAGCUCUCAUCACAUCUGAAUUAGCAGUCGCUGCUCGUACAGGUGCGACUGAAGGUGUAGCCGUCAUGGAAAGGAAUGUGAUCAUGGAAAUGAAUCCUGUAGCUGUGAGACAAGCUGCAGAAGCAACUGUGAAAGAAUCACUAGGUGCUGAACCUUCACUUUUCUCACAACAUCUAUCACAUGUUCCACAAUCUACUUCCAUUUCGACUACUACCACCACCUUAAAUACCCUACCGGGAUCUUCUACAUCAACAAUCUCUUCAACACGUACACUAGUCACUCAAACACUUGAGGCUAAUUCAGGAUUGACGCUGAAAGAAGUCAUGUCAAACGCUAUGCAAACUGGAGUAGAAGAACAAAUGGAUGAAGUAGCUGAAAUAGCAAAAGGUUUAGUGGAAGGUAGAGGUGCAGGAAGCGCUUUUAUCAAUUCUCAAAUACAACAGGCUGUACAAGUCUGA